GAUCACACUUUUUAUUUCCCAGUAAACAAUUAGCGGAGUGCAAGUAUGUGCAGUUUAAGGAUUUAUUGUGUUUUGUUAACAACGAUUACCCUGUGCUUGGCUUCUGCAGAAACUGCAGACCCGGAAGACAAGUGCCCUGCAGAUGUUGCUCCCAGACAAUGCCGUCUUCGUGAAUCCUUAUACGAAUACCACCUUUGGAACUAUUUUGCAGGGUUUUACUGCUACAAUUAUACCAACGACGCCAGAUUACUCAAAAGAUACAAAUAUGAGUCGUAUGCGGUGUUGUGCAGAAAUGAACCAAAAACAGUCCCAGUUGCUAUAAUUGAUGAAAAGACAUCUGUAUUCUAUGACUACACGAAUUCCACAGCGAUGCACUAUAUUCAAAGAUCCUUCAAAUCAGAAAUCCUCUUCAAAAACUUUUUAACUUGUUGUCGAGAAGCAGUUGAUUGUUGCAAACAUCAUAUGAAUAAUGACAAUAUCAUGCUGAAUAGUACACACUGCCCUGCCGUUUGGGAUGCCUGGUCCUGCUUUCCACCAACUCCUGUAGGAACAACGGCAAAACUUCCAUGUAGUGGCCAAGCCUAUCAGUCGCCAGAUGCAGUUUGCCGAUUAGAAAGCGAAAAGGAGUGUAUCCAGAAUGGAGAUCAUGCAGACUGGAUAUCUCAAACAAAUUAUCAAACGUGUGCCAUCGCUCCAAUUUAUAGAAGGAGAUAUAAUUUCCACAUAAAGUUCUUGGGAACUUGCGUUGUGUUUUGUAUUCCUGCUAUCGUCAUAUUCCUUGUGUUUGAGAAACUUCGAAAAACCACAAGAGUGGUUCUUCAUCGAAACUUACUGAUAGCAAUAUGCGUGAGGAAUGCGAUGACGAUUAUGUCGAAAGAAAUAGUCCUUAUAGAUGCCUUGAAGACCUCUGCAUACACCCAUCAUAUAAUGGACAAUAAUGGAAUAGGAUGUAGGAUAUUGGCAUUUCUGGAGACCUCUUCAAUAAAUUCAAUAUAUGCCUGCAUGAUCUUAGACGGCUUCUAUCUGCACAAGGUUAUUGUAAGAGCUUUCGCCAAAGAAAUCAAGAUGAAACAUAUUUAUAUAGCAUUAGUAGUGUUGACUUUUUCAUCAAGCAUACCUUGGGCUAUCGCGAUGGCUGCAUUAGAAGCGAAAAAUUGUUGGAUGGUGGAUAUUCAUAAUCUCCAGUGGAUUGUGGAUGGAUACCGAAUAGUUAUUUUGGUAAUCAACACCAUAUUUUUGAUGGACAUAAUCAGAGUUAUGCUCUUGAAAAUGAAACAUGGGGGAACAACGAGACAAACAAUGGCAGCCUUCAGAGCGACAUUGUUUCUCAUUCCUUUGUUUGGCCUCCACAUUCUUAUCACGGCCAAAAAACUUGUUUAUGACGAUUCUUGUGCUGCGGAGGAUCUUUACGAUUAUGCCAGAUAUUCAAUGGAAUCAUUGCAGGGGAUACUCGUCGCCAUUUUGUUUUGUUAUGCCAACAAAGAGGUGAAAAAUGAAUUGAGAAAUGCGUACAGAAAGUUGGCUAUACAUCUGAACCAGAAGUACGGAUGGAAUAUAGGAGAGGAAGCUAUCUAUAACAACAGACGAGCCACCACAGCUACCUACGUGGGCAAAUGAGGUUCACGAAAAAAUAUUUUUCCCGAUGUUAAAGCAAUACCUAAAUAGAAACUUUUGUAAAGACUGUUUCAAAAACAACUCCAGAGUAUGUUUCUGUCGUUUAAAUGACGCUGACUGGUUUUGUUUUCCCGUAUUGAGGGCUCAUAUUUUUUUUCAUAUAAACAAUUUGAUAUGAUCUGAAUUGUACACGGACAUCUGCUAGUUGUGAAAUUUUUCGCCAAGUAUAUUGAUGACAUAAGUUUUCAGUCUGUUUUAAAAUAUAUUGAAUACAGAAA
Leptinotarsa decemlineata (Colorado potato beetle) is the source of this 1892-nucleotide messenger RNA. Its product is annotated as corticotropin-releasing factor receptor 2. Gene Ontology annotation, cellular component: plasma membrane. The record is from RefSeq and is a predicted model, not a curated record. NCBI's taxonomy places the organism in Eukaryota, Metazoa, Arthropoda, Insecta, Coleoptera, Chrysomelidae. Gene Ontology annotation, molecular function: G protein-coupled peptide receptor activity. Gene Ontology annotation, biological process: cell surface receptor signaling pathway; adenylate cyclase-modulating G protein-coupled receptor signaling pathway.